Molecule: messenger RNA, 1604 nt
Organism: Prorocentrum cordatum
Lineage: Eukaryota; Dinophyceae; Prorocentrales; Prorocentraceae
Source: the annotation of a GenBank genome assembly
GCCUUCCUGCUCCUUCUCGACAAGCUGCGCUCGCUGUUGAUCCCCCUGAUCUGGGCAUUUUUUUUCGCCAUCCCCAUCCUGGCCUUCGCCGACCGCGUGGAGGAGCUGGCCGUCGUGCUCUUCGACAAGGCGACGGUGCUGAUCUGUCGCAGCCGCUCCAGGAUUCGAGGGCUGCCUUGAGCUUCCGCCACGUCAGGGGGCACAACCGCAUCUACCUGGAGAGCACCCCGGACACUUACGCGCUGCUCCAGCGUGUUCGCUUCCGGCUUCUGCGGCGGUGCGUGCCAUCGUCCGGGUGCUGCCCCCUCCUCGCGCGGCUGGACCAGUGCUUCCUGUCCAGGCUGUGGGGCCAGCGGGUCAGGAUAAGGUCGAUGACGCUCGGGGGAGACGAGAUGGGCCCCUCGGCAGUCGGCGGGCUCAUCAAGGGGUGCUCCUACCACGCCUUCCCCAGCGCGCCCGGCGAGCUGCUGGCGGGGGACGCGGAGAGCACCAGCGUGGAGCUGCAGCUGUUCCUGGACCGGCAGAAGCAGUACCCGGCCGUCCUGGAGCUCCCGAGCCUGCAGGGCUUCGGGGAGGAGAUCGAGGGCACGCUGGAGGUGGACAAGCGGAGCACGGUGUCUUGGGCCAUCUCCAUGCUGAUCGCUUUCAGCAUCGUCGGCCUCAUCGCGUACGCGUUCGUGAUCCUGAUCGGCCAGUCAAUCACAGGCGUACAGGACAACUUCGAUGCUUACAAGAAGGGCGUUGAAGACCUGAUCGACGACGUCAACAGGGGCCUGACUCACAUAUUUCCAAAGGAUAUGCUGGAUAAUAUCAAGAGGAAUUUCAUCGGAGAGUUGACCCAAUUCGGCAAGGACCUUGCUGGAGAUAUUGUGACCAUUCUCGAGGAUACCUUGGGGACGCUGUUUCUGUUCUUUCUGUAUUUGGCAUUUUGGAUUGCCGAACCACUUCCGAUCAGCGAGCCGGCCACAAAAGUGUUCAAAGACUACAUGACGCUGAAGACGUUUGUGUGCUUUCUCUUCGCGGGCAUGAUGGCCGGCCUGCUUAAAUUCCUGUUGUGUCCUAUUUGGCCACUGUAUUUUUUCCUGACGUUCCUCCUGAACUACAUCCCCGAAGUGGGGCCGAUCCUCGCGGGGCUCCUGAUGAUCCCAGGGGUCCUCCUAGACUCGACCCUUCCGAAGAAUACCCGCUACGCGAACGUGACCAUGCUCGUCAUUUUCGGCACGCUGGCCAAGAUCCUGACCGGAAACAUCAUCGAGGUGAAGUUGUACUCGAAGUUCGGAGGCGAGUUCAUGCAUAUACACCCAGUGACUCUAUUUGUCUUCUUCACCUUCUGCGGGUACCAGCUCGGCACGACCGGCAUGUUCAUCUCGGUCCCGAUCCUCGGGGCGAUCAAGUACGCUCUGCUGUCGGGAGCCGUGCCCGAGCGGUACCUGCACACCCUGCUCGUCGUCAUCGAGGGCGACGCGUGGGCCGCGCACCGCAGCCUGCUCCGCAGGGAGACGACGCACUCGGCGAGCACGCUGCGCGAGGCGCCCGCUGCAGGCGUGCACCUGGCCGGGAGCGAGAGCGUGAGCAGCGAGAUGCGGGCCAUGGCCCGCUGCUAG